This is a messenger RNA of Quercus robur (English oak), 657 nucleotides long. Its product is annotated as outer envelope pore protein 16, chloroplastic. Gene Ontology annotation, biological process: protein import into chloroplast stroma. The record is from RefSeq and is a predicted model, not a curated record. The transcript has 6 exons. Gene Ontology annotation, molecular function: amino acid transmembrane transporter activity. Gene Ontology annotation, cellular component: chloroplast outer membrane. NCBI's taxonomy places the organism in Eukaryota, Viridiplantae, Streptophyta, Magnoliopsida, Fagales, Fagaceae. The coding region runs from base 94 to 534 and encodes 146 amino acids.
GACAAGCUUGAGAAGAGAGUGAGACUGAGAGAGUGAGAGAGAGUGAGUGAGAGAAACAGAGUCUGUGAAGAAGAAAGUAGAAAGAAGAGAAGGAUGCCUCAUAGCAGGUUUUCUGGUUCUGUGUCAACUCCGAAGGUUGACGUGGCAAUUGACAUGGGCAACCCUUUCCUUAAUCUCACCGUUGAUGGUUUCUUAAAGAUCGGCACUGUCGCAGCUGCCAGAGUAGCUACAGAGGAGGCUUAUCACAUGAUUAAAAAAGGGAAUAUUUCCAGUCACAAUUUUGAGCACACGCUGAAGAAGAUGUGUAAAGAAGGGGCAUAUUGGGGAACUGUGGCUGGAUUGUAUGUGGGAAUGGAGUUUGGAGCAGAGAGGGUUCGUGGCACUAGUGACUGGAAGAAUGCCAUGAUUGGUGGUGCAGUGACGGGUGCAUUGAUAUCUGCAGUCACCAACAAUGGCAGAGACAAGAUUGUGACAGAUGCCAUUGCAGGUGGUGCCAUUGCAACUGCUGCAGAGUUCAUCAACUAUCUCACCUGAACAGAUGGUUCUCUUCUUUGUACGAAACUAUGUGAUCUGUUCCUUUUGUCGUUCUUUCCUUUGAAUAUGUAAGCUUGUCAGAAUAAAAACUGAAUUUCAAUAAUCUUACUACUUGGUGCAAAA